UCUUUAGUUCUCUCUCUUUCUCUUGCUCUCUCUCUAUCUUCUUCACUCUGUCUUUAGCUCUCUCUCUCUCUCGUUUACUCUUUAGCUCUCUCUCUAUCUCUCUUGCUCUUUCUCUCUCUUUUACAAUAGCCCUCUCUAUUUCUCUUGCUCUCUCUUUUUCUCUCUUUUACUCUUUAGCUCUCUUUCUAUCUUUAGUACUCUCUUUAAUCUUUAGCUCUCUCUAUCUUUCACUCUUUAUCUCUCUCUCUCUCUCUCUCUCUCUCUAGGAAGGAAGAGGAGUAGAGGAGUGGACACUCUACAGAUAAACUCCAGUGGGACUCUCUAAAGAUCUAGAACAGUGUUGGACCUGUUUCAGAGGAUUAUGGGUAGAGUCUCUUCUGCUGCGUCUCUGGUUCUGACUGGACUGUGGUUCUGCUGUGGGACUUGCUGUGUGUGUAAAUAAAUCUUGAGUGACAGCUGCUGUGAAGUGUAACAAUGGCAGCAGUGGAGGCAGAACAGCUGGAGAGUCGGCUAAGCACGGAGGACUUAAUGAAGAUGCAGAGUCUAUUCCUGCCAUCGGACAGCUCUGAUUUGCCCGUGUCCAUGCAAAGGGCAGAGUUUGUGGAGCAGGCAUGGUCUGUGAUUGGCCGAGGCUCUCAGGAGGAGUAUGGCCAUUUGUUUGACAGCGUGGACGUGUCCAGAGAGGGCUGGGUGAACUGGGAGCGACUGACCUCUUACUUUUUGCUGGGCCUGUCUGAGAAAGAUGAGCACAUAAAGACAACAGCUGUGCUCCGCUGGAGACCCGCCCGCACCCUGCCCGUGCCGCACAGAGACAGGCUGCACAGCAUCACUCACCUGCCUAACGCCGGACGCUACCUCACCCUGAGUAAAGAUGGAACUCUGACUGUAUGGGAGGAAAAGAAUCUGACGCUGCUCCGGAGCCACCGCCUGACCAACGACACGGUCAGACCCAAAGACCUGUGGGCAACCGGCCUGGUGCUGCUGCCUAAUGUGCAGAAGAUCGCUGUAUCCUUCACCAGUAAGGAGAUCUGUUUUUAUGACCUGAUGUCCAAGGAUUUCAAUCUCCAGUAUAAACUGCACGGCCUGCAUUACACUCCCAUCAGCCUCCACUACUGGUACCAUCCGGAUCGGCCAGAUCAGGCCGUGCUCAGCUUCGGGGACGCAGGUGGACAGGUGAGUGGUGUGUGUUUCAGGUCAGCACUGACCUCUUUGUUUGAGAGGCUGAGUGUAGGUGGGAUGCAGGGCUCGGCCAUCAGCAUCAGUUGGGCGGAGCUUCAGCAGGGCCGCCAUCGCUGCUGCUACACCCUAACACACACCGCCCACAUGGGACAAUGGGUUCGCACAGUGCGUUUCCUGGGGUCCCUGGAAGCCUUUUUAUCCUGCAGUACGUCCGCAAACACCAGCAUGGCCCUGGGCUGGAGGGAGUCAGAGUCCAGACCUCUCAGAAUCACAGCUUUUCACACUGAGAAGGGCAUCACUGACCUGGACUUCCAUCCUGGACUCAACCUCAUAGCCACAGCAGGUGUGAAUAACCAGGUGUGCAUCUGGAACCCCUACGUCGUCACCCAACCAGUGGGCAUCCUCCGAGGUCACGUGACCAGCGUGGUGGCAGUGCAGUUCAUGCUGGGGAAAAGACAACUGAUAAGCUUUUCAAAAGACAAGGUGUUAAGAGUGUGGGACGUAGCCAAUCAGCUGUGUAUCCAGCGCAUCGCCGGAAUCUUCCCCAAGACCCAGGACUGUAAGACGCUCCUCUUCUUCCACGAGGAGCGAUUACGCGUCUUCCUCUCCUUUAACAGCGCUCUGCUCCUCCUGGAGGCCAAGAAAGAGUCCGGGAGGAGAACGCUGAGCCACGACAGCGCCGUCACCUGCGUCCUCUACAACUCCCUAUUCAGACAGGUCAUCAGCAGCGAUGGCAGCUCCGCCGUGACGUGCUGGCUCAUGGACACGGGUCAGAAGGUCAAGCAGUUCCCCCACUGUCAUGGUAAUGCAGAGAUUUCCACCAUGGCGCUGGAUGCCACGCAGACCAGACUGUUUACCGCCGGCACAGACGGCGUGGUCAAGAUGUGGGACUUUAAUGGACACUGUCACCACAGUCUGAAUGCAGGCCGAGGCUUGGCGGUGGAGAUCUCUCAGAUACUGGUGCUGAAAAGGACUAUACUGGUGUUUGGCUGGGAGAGGAUGAUCACAGUGUUCAGGCUGAACUCCUUCUCUCAGUACUUUGUGCAGCCGGCGGAGUGGAAGGGUGGGGUUCAGCACCGGGACGAUGUUCUGUGUGCAGCUUUCAGACCCCCACAGACUUUAGUUACAGGUAGUUGUGAUGGUGAGAUUAUAGUCUGGAAUAACAGCACUGAAAACGCACUUCGCAAACUCAACCCGGACACACGACGUGGAGACCACAAGUCCAAGUCAGCUAGCACUACAAGUUCUAGACGACCAUCGUUGAACUCUGCUGCUAAGCUUCAGUGUAGUGCCCCCUGUGGUGAGGAGGACACUGAGAGUUAUGGUAUUACCAGGCUGGCCUUUCUGGAAGGCCGAAAGGGAGCAGCUAAUGCAGGUGGGGCCGAUCUCGUGUCCUGUGGAGGAUCAGGCGUCGUCCGUUUCUGGAACUCUGUAAAUUGUCGUCUUGUGGGUGAAUUUGUGGCCCACAAAGACUCGGGGUCCAUCAUUCUGACAGUGGACAGCAGUGGACGCUACCUGGCCACAGCAGAUAUGGAUGGUGGGGUGAAGGUGUGGGACAUACAGGAGUACUGUCUCCACCCCAGUCCCAGCAUAACCAAUCAGGCGCCAGUGCUGCUGUCAAGUCUCCGCCCUCACAUUGACUGCGUCACUCACCUUGAGACGUGUGAACACAGCAACCAACUGUACCUCCUCAGCGCCUCGGCAGACUGCAGCCUGGCCCUCAGCCACCUGCCCGGACCCACUGUGGGGAUUUUUGGUCAGGAGAUACACUGGCGCUUGGGUGGUCCUGAGGAAUACCCGCUGGUAAAAGAGAAGGGUGGCACAGAGGAGGCCACAGAUGUUGAGAAAAACUCCAUCUGCAUUCCAGAAAGCUUCAGCACUGAACAGUUCACACUACAGGAGGAUCAGGAUCAUCAGCAGACAGAAUCAGAGCAACUGCAUAUGCUCAGUGAAAAUUCUGACACACCAGGGUGGGGUUUUGAAGAAGGGUGUGGCUUACAGCUGAGUGACAGCUGGCCAUCUCCAUAUGUGAAUACGGCACACAACAUCUCUCUGGGAAUGUACAGUGAGCUUAAACUGGAGGAACUGGACCCAGUGGAUGAACUGGACAAGCCCGACUUCCUCACUAAUCCUGACGUGUAUUUUGAAGAGAUGCUGGACUCCUCCCCCCCGACUCCACCUCCCCCUUCACCAGCAACACAAACCAAAAAAACAGGUUUGAAAGCUCCCUUUGAUGAGAAGAGCCUGUUUCCUAAAGAAGUGUUGGAGCAGGUGGACAGGGUUCUGGGAGCUCAGCGUUCCACACAGAGAUUCAGUGUGAUGAGGAAUUAUGGGAGGGUCAUCAGCAGGAGUUUGGGAAAGUCCAAAGCCAGCACAUCUGGAGCAUCCAAAGCCAAGUGAAGAAAUGCUUUACAAAUAACAGUAUUUACGACAGUAAUAAACUUUGUUAAAUGGUUAAGUAAUGUCUCAAUUAAUUAUGACGUAACACAAGAUGUAAUACAUUAUUAAACAUUACUAAAUUUAAAUGCGUAUGAAUGUACAGAUGCAUCUUUAAACAAAUAAAUAUCAUUGAAAAAUUACUUUAUUUCAAUAAUUCAAUAAACAAUUGUGAAACUCAAUUAUUAUAUAAAUGUAUUAAACACAUAGUGAUCUAUUUUAAGUGUUUAUUUAUUUUAUUGUUGAUGAUUAUGGCUUACAGCUAAUGAAAAACCAAAAGUCUGUGUUUCAGAAAAUUAGAAUAUUAUAUAAGAUCAAUUGCUACUUUUGGCAGUGUGAGCAGUGUGCCAAAUCCUGCUGGAAAAUGAAAUCCUCAUCUCCAUAAAAGCUGUCAGCAGAGGAAAGAAUGAGGAUCACUCUGUUUGUAAUACAUCUACUGUAUAUAUUUUACGAGUUUCACAUUUUGAAGUAACUUUUCAAAGACAUUCAUAUUUUGCUGAGAUGCACCUACAAUAUAUGAAUAGUAAAUAAUAAUGAAUCGAUACAUUAGUUAAAAAGUUGUAAUAAUUAAUAAUGUCUUACCUAAUGUCAAUUGAUAAUUAGUUGAGGCAUUUUGUCAUAAGUACAGUUAAUUAAUGUGCAUUAUUGUAAAGUGUUACCCCAAGUAAAUGUUAAGAAAUAUACUAUCAUUUGUAUUAUUCUUUUAAAAUAAACAUUUUUAUAUGAUCA
Molecule: messenger RNA, 4344 nt
Organism: Astyanax mexicanus (Mexican tetra)
Lineage: Eukaryota; Metazoa; Chordata; Actinopteri; Characiformes; Acestrorhamphidae
Product: WD repeat-containing protein 49
Exons: 20
Coding region: 475-3579 (1034 amino acids)
Molecular function (GO): protein binding
Source: RefSeq, a predicted model, not a curated record